Candoia aspera is the source of this 855-nucleotide messenger RNA. It is a transcript of the gene PFN1, whose product is annotated as profilin 1. Gene Ontology annotation, molecular function: actin binding. Gene Ontology annotation, biological process: positive regulation of actin filament bundle assembly; actin cytoskeleton organization; regulation of actin filament polymerization. The record is from RefSeq and is a predicted model, not a curated record. The transcript has 3 exons. Gene Ontology annotation, cellular component: cytoplasm. Bases 82 to 504 code for a protein of 140 amino acids. NCBI's taxonomy places the organism in Eukaryota, Metazoa, Chordata, Lepidosauria, Squamata, Candoiidae.
GGCCCGGCCCAGCGCCCCGCGCCCCCCUCCCCUCGCUCGCUCCGCUCCGGUGCCGAAGCGCGUGUGCGCGUCGCUGCGGCCAUGAGUGGCUGGAACUGCUACAUCGACAGCCUGAUGGCGGACAACACCUGCCAGGACGCGGCCAUCGUGGGCUACAAGGACGCGCCCUCCGUCUGGGCCGCCGCCCCGGGCAAGACCUUCGCCAACAUCACGCCCUCCGAAGUGAACGUCCUGGUCGGGAAGGACCGCAGCAGCCUCUUCGUGAACGGGCUGACGCUGGGCGGGCAGAAGUGCUCGGUCAUUCGGGACAGCCUGCACACGGACGGGGAGAGCACCAUGGACCUGCGGACAAAGAGCUCCGGCGGCGCCCCCACUUACAACAUCACGGCUGCCAUGACCAACAAGACAAUCGUCCUCGUCAUGGGGAAGGAAGGCAUCCACGGUGGCUGCAUCAACAAGAAGUGUUACGAGAUGGCCAACCACUUGCGGCGGUCACAGUAUUGACCCGCCUGCUGGUCCCAUCUGUGGUACUACUGAUGGAACGGUUUGAGGAUGUCCAAGACGGCAGCGACCACCCGGGGGCCCCGGCCUCGCCAUCGUGGGACCGGCCCUGGUACAAGAUCGCCGCAUAUUCCAACAUUUCCUGCUCACGGCCUCUCCUUCCUUUGCUUCUCCCAUUUUUUUUCUAACGCCCCCACUCCUUGCAAACCUUCCUCCCUCAUUUUCUUUUUUGCCAUUUUUUUUCUACCACAAAUCCUUAUCGCUGCCAAAUUUUCUGGUUGUUACAAGGUGUAGCUUUUUUGAUGAAGAAAACUAUAUUGGAACAAGAAAAAAUAAAAACAAAUUGAAUUCUAA